CUUCCCCUCCGCUCCUCUUCACGGCGGUGCGCUCCAGACGCGCUCCCACUCCGGGAUGGGCUCCUCUCGGUCUCCCUCUGUGACGCCGCCUGUAGUUUAGUGGGAGUUCCCGGAGGAGGGAGCGAGAACCGGUCCGUUCCGUCUGCGGUUCUGAUCUCUGAUUGAACAGACCUCUCCUCGGCUGCGGGACCAGAAAUGGGGAUGCAUUUGCGUCUGCUGCUCCUGCAGUGUUAUUUCGUCUCGAGUUUUGUGUGCAACGCCGCCGCGUUCGUGGAGGAGCCCUCCGGAGGGAGGUCGGACGGGUUCUGCGGGCGGAUCCUCCGGGCUCAGACGCAGGGGACCCGGAGGGAAGGGCACCAUGAGUUCAGGCUGAGAGUGGAGGGGGACCCGGAGACUUAUCAGCCUGGAAACACAUACCGAGUGGUCCUCCAGGCAGCCAGCCCCUCUUACUUCAGAGGCUUCACCCUCAUCGCGCUGAAGGAGGGCAGAGAGGGCACCGCCGAUGAAGACUACGCUGGCCGGUUCCAGAUCAUUGAUGACGAGGACACACAGUUCAUGACCAACUGUCCUCCUGCAGUGACGGAGAGCACGCCUCGCAGAAGAACCAGAAUCCAGGUUCUUUGGACCGCACCGCCCAGCGGUACCGGCCGCGUCAUACUCAAGGCCAGUAUUGUCCAGAAGAGAGUCAUCUAUUUCCAGGAUGAAGGCUCUCUCACCGUGCGACUGUAUGAGAAAGAGCGCGGUGAAACCACAGAAGUGCCGGCCAUGGAGUGCUGCGCUUGUGGAACGGCCAAGUACAGACUCACGUUCUACGGCAACUGGUCGGAGGAAGUUCAUCCCAAAGAUUAUCCAAGAAGAGCCAACCACUGGUCCGCUCUGAUUGGCGCGUCCCACUCCAGAACCUAUGUGCUGUGGGAAUAUGGAGGCUACGCCAGCGAGGGAGUUCGUCAGGUGGCUGAGCUCGGCUCGCCCAUCAAGAUGGAAGAAGAGAUUCGACAGAAGGGUGAUGAAGUGCUGACGGUCAUUAAAACAAAAGCUCAGUGGCCAGCAUGGCAGCCGCUCAACCUGCGAGCUGCUCCGUCAGCUGAGUUUUCCGUGGACAGGACACACCACCUCAUGUCCUUCCUCACCAUGCUCGGACCCAGCCCGGACUGGAACGUGGGGCUGUCAGGGGAAGACCUCUGCACCAAGGACUGUGGCUGGGUCCAGAGGCUUGUGACAGACCUGAUACCAUGGGACGCAGGCACAGACAGCGGUGUCACAUACGAGUCACCGAACAAGCCCACCAUCCCUCAGGAGAAAAUCCGACCCCUGACCAGUCUAGACCACCCUCAGAGUCCGUUCUACGAUCCAGAAGGGGGCGCCAUUCUGCCUGUAGCUCGUGUAGUGGUGGAACGUAUUGCUAGAAAGGGAGAGCAGUGCAACGUGGUUCCUGACACCAUCGACGACAUCGUAGCUGACAUUGGACAGGAGGAGAAGGAGAAAGACGACACACCCGAGACGUGCAUCUACUCUGCCUGGUCCCCCUGGUCAGCGUGCAGCAGCGCGACGUGUGACAAAGGUCGCAGGAUGAGGCAGAGGAUGCUGAAGGCUCAGCUGGAUCUCAGCGUCCCGUGUCCCCACACUCAGGACUUCCAGCCUUGCAUGGGCCCAGGAUGCAGCAUGGAGGAGCCUUCAACGUGCAUGAUGUCAGAGUGGAUCAGCUGGUCCGCCUGCAGCGUCUCCUGUGGGAUGGGGAUGAGGUCCAGGGAGCGGUACGUCAAGCAGUAUCCUGAGGACGGUUCGCUCUGCCAGCUCAACACGGAGGAGACGGAGAAGUGUGUUGUUAACGAUGAGUGCUCUCCCAGCAGCUGUGUGGUGACAGAGUGGGGGGAGUGGGACCCCUGCAGUGUCACCUGUGGUGCAGGUGUGAGGAGGAGAGAGCGCAUGGUGAAGAUGCCUCCUAUAGAUGGCUCCAUGUGCAAAAGCGAAGUGGCUGAGGUGGAUAAAUGCAUGAUGCCAGAGUGCCACACCAUCCCGUGCAUGCUGUCGCCCUGGUCGGAGUGGAGCGAGUGCAGCGUGACUUGUGGGCGUGGCGUCCGGACGCGUCAGAGGAUGCUGAAGUCGGAUCCAGCUGGAUGCACGGAGGAGCUGGAGCAAACGGAGAAGUGCAUGCUGCCUGAGUGCUCGGUCGACUGCAUGGUCUCAGACUGGUCCGACUGGUCGGAGUGCAACAAGUCCUGUGGUAAAGGCCACACCAUCCGCACGCGUAUGAUCAAACUGGAGCCGCAGUUCGGGGGCAGCGCCUGCCCCGAGACCAUCCAGAGGAAGAAAUGCAAGAUCAGGAAAUGUCGCACAAAAGCAGGAGGUAACGGAGCCACCAGAGGUACCGGCGGUGCCGGAGGGCCCGCGGGCUGUCGGAUGCAGCCGUGGACCAGCUGGACGGGCUGCACUAAACCGUGUGGAGGAGGGAUGCAGGAGCGCUUCAGGACGGCCAAGAAAAGGGCUAAGGGCAGCUGUAAGGACCGGAGGGAGAUCCGUGUCUGCAACAAUCAUUCCUGCUAGGGGGCGCUGCUGAGUUACAGACAGGAGGCGUGAGAUCACUUUUAAAUGAAAGGAUGGUGGGAACUGACUUUUUGUUAGUUUCACACUAAAUCAGAGGAAAGUGGAUUAAAUGUUUAGUGAAGCUUUUAUAGAGAAUUAGAAUAACUUUUAUUUGUUGCACAUUAAGAUAAAAAAGGAAAGAAGGAACAUUAAACACACUAACAACUUAGAAACAGCGAAUUUGUUGAGUUUCCGGUGCAGUCUGAAGGCCUGGCUCACGUUUGAAACUGAGAAACGAAAAAGAAAAUAAAUUUUGAUGCUAUUUUUAUUCCUGUAAAAACAUCCAGAUGUUUAAAUGUUUGUUUGGUUAAACGGAUGUUGGAUUUCAGACCGGAUUAAACCGGUUUGGCUCUGAUUCUGCAUCAGCGGGCCGUUUCAGUUUUAAAGUUAGUUUUAUCUCAGAUCUGCUGCUUCCACAUGAUCAGCGCUAAUCCUGAUGUAGGGAAUGAAACGACCGAUGGUUUCAGCGGAUUGAGGAGAAACAGACUUUAUUGUUUUGCUGUUUUAGUGAAACAGGAAGCCUCGUUACUUCUCCUACCUGUGAUAACUCAAACCUUCUUUCCCCGAUGAACACGUUUAACUGUUAAACGUUUUCUGCCUUUGGAGCUGGUAUUUAUAUCCUGUUCUGUCGUUUCAGCCGAUGUAGCAUAAGCCUGCGGUAGCUUUCAGUCGGAGGGUUUUACUUUAGCAUGUGCAGUCUUGGGUAUUCUGCUUUAUCAGCUGUAGUUAUGCUCUCAGAGCUGAUCAACCAGAGCUUUUCCUAAAACAACACGACGGUGGCCUGUGAGAAUCCACGAGUCUUUCCUGGAUAAAAACUCAACCUGCAGUAAAUGUUUCUGGGCGCUCUCUACACGUUUUAUUCUCAUGUUUUGUUUUUAUUGCGUUGCCCUGUGACCUGUAACGGUUUGAGCACUCUUGUUGGAUAAAAAAAAGUGGUUCUCUGUAGCUGUUUUUUUUUUUUCGGGGCUCUUUUUAUUUUUCACGACCGUUUUGUAAGAAGCCACCUUUACAAUAAAAAUGUGUAAAUGUGA
Molecule: messenger RNA, 3614 nt
Organism: Nothobranchius furzeri (turquoise killifish)
Lineage: Eukaryota; Metazoa; Chordata; Actinopteri; Cyprinodontiformes; Nothobranchiidae
Gene: spon1b
Product: spondin 1b
Biological process (GO): cell adhesion
Cellular component (GO): extracellular matrix
Source: RefSeq, a predicted model, not a curated record